CGGUGCCGCUGCCCGGGGGCGGUGUCGCGGCGGGGGGCGGGGGCGGCCCCGGGCACGGCCCCCCCGGCGGCGGCGGCGGCGGCAGCGGCGGGACGAUGCCGUACCUGCUCAUCAGCACCCAGAUCCGCAUGGAGGUUGGCCCCACCAUGGUGGGAGAUGAGCAUUCGGAUCCCAGCCUGAUGAGCUUCCUGGGGGCCACGAAGCGGAACAUGCUGGGGAACCACUUCUGGGAGUACUACGUGAACGACGCGCCGCGGAUAGUGUUGAACAAGCUGGAGAGCUGCGGUUACCGGGUGGUGAGCAUGACGGGCGUGGGCCAGACGCUGGUGUGGUGCCUCCACAAGGAAUAGCGAGGAAGACUUCUGCGCCCCUCCUGGACGAGGUCCUGCUGGGGAUCAUCUCACGCAGGACCGACAGCAGACUCUGCCCCUUCGUCCCUUUCUGUCCCAGACUCCAGGCACUCGGGCACGGGGGGAGGAGUGGUGUAGGGGCAAAACUUGACCCAACAUAAACUUGCCAUCCUGCCAUUUCACAAGACCGGGGGGAGGAAAGCGCGCCCGGUCCAGACGAAAUCACGCACAGAGAACAGAUGGCUCUUCCCCGCACUCAGCUGAAUGGCAGUCUGGCAAAUACCAUCUUUUUACAUUUUAAUCAUCUAUUUAGCAUGCAUUGGAGGAAGCUCAAAUAACAGACUCGUCUGCCUGUUCCUCAGGGCUGCCCCGGGGAGGGCCGUGCUGAGCUGAGCGAGUUCAGGGCAUGCCUUCUCCCAGGCCACGGGCGCAGGGAGGGCAGGCCCAGCACGGACGCCAUGCUAUCUGCUAUCUCAGCCCUCAAACUGCCGACCCUGCCCAGUGCUCUCUGAGAGAAAGUUUCUCCCCCCCCGGGACUGUGGUUAGCAGCAGCAUCAACCUUUCAGCCCCGAGAGCGCCAUUCAAGCGUAACACAUUGUUCCUGAAAUAGCCUUAGAGCAGCACAGAAAGGUCUUGCCAACAUGUCAGGUACCAGCUCUGCCAUCUCAACAGCAGCAGUUGUGAUGCUGGAUCGUUUGGGACUGUGUAUCAAUCCUGCUGUAGGGGUAACGCCAAUAAAACAUUUCUCUAAAGCGA
Molecule: messenger RNA, 1106 nt
Organism: Chroicocephalus ridibundus (black-headed gull)
Lineage: Eukaryota; Metazoa; Chordata; Aves; Charadriiformes; Laridae
Gene: GCHFR
Product: GTP cyclohydrolase I feedback regulator
Exons: 3
Coding region: 96-350 (84 amino acids)
Biological process (GO): negative regulation of biosynthetic process
Cellular component (GO): cytoplasm; nucleus
Molecular function (GO): GTP cyclohydrolase binding
Source: RefSeq, a predicted model, not a curated record